CUGCUGCACAUUCUCCUGUCUGCCGCGCAGCUCUGCAGUGUUUCUCUCCCCCCUUAUCACUCCAUUAACACAUUUAUUCAAGCAACAAAACCCUUUCAUCCUGACAUGUCGGCCGCCAGCACCGAGACCAGUGCCCCUCUGCCCACCGCAGGCAGCCGAGUCUUUUUCCAAGGUGCGCCCGGUGUGGGCUGCGUGAGCUCCGCUCCUAUCAACGGGGAGGACCCGGUGCAGAAGAAGCAGGGCAAAGUGACGGUCAAGUACGACAGGAAAGAGCUGCGGAAGAGAUUGAACCUGGAGGAGUGGAUCAUUGAGCAGCUCAGCGAGUUGUAUGACUGUGAGGAGGAGGAGAUGCCAGAGGUAGAGAUAGACAUUGACGACUUGUUGGAGAUCAGCAGUGAUGAUGAGAGAGCCAGCAAACUACAGGAAUCACUAAUAGACUGCUAUAAGCCCACAGAGGACUUUGUCCGCGAGUUGCUGGGCAGGAUAAGGGGGAUGAGGAAACUCAGCGCUCCAACCAAGAAAGGCCUAUAAUGGCUUUCUUAUCAGUAUCAACCAGCCAUUAGCUUUCACUCCAGCUUUACCCACUUUCCUCAUACAACAUAAACUGCUAUAAUACAGAAUUAUUUAUCAAAACAAUAGGAAACCACCUAGCAUUACCAUCAUGCAUCACAAUAUCCAUAAUCUGGCAUUAGUCAUUCAUUAUGAAGCACAGUGAAUUAUCACGAUAACAUAAGACUGUUGAGAGAUAUCUACGCACAAAAGAAAAAACAGUGCUUGUUUUUUCAAUGACAGAAUAAAAUGUUAAGCCCAGGAAUGUGCCCAGACUGCAAGUACGUUCAUAACCAGAACAUUACCACUCAGAUCAUGUUAGGUUCUCAUUUUUAACACCAACCUUGCAGAGAAAAAAAAGAGCUUCAACAUAAAAAAAGGAUAAAAAUAAAAUUCAAAAUAGGUGGUUAAAAACUUACAGUAGGUGCACAAUUAACUGUAGCACUAUACAAACACAGUGCAUAAUUAUUUCUUGUUUUUUCCUUUCUUUUACUGGAGUGUCUGCUGUUACGUCUUUUAAAAAAAAACGUGUGUGACCAUUUCUUGUUCACAUGAGUCAAAUGUGGUUUUCUGCCAUUAUUUGUUGUUUUUUUUAACCUUUUUGUCCUCAUUACAUCAACGCGACCAGAUAUGUGGCGCAGCUGUUCUUUUGAUAGAUUUUUUUUUUUAAGCACAAAGCAUUUUAAUUAUGCAUACUGCAUCCGUUUGGUCAUUUUGUAAACGUAUACCUUCUGAAUAGAGUGGAGACAUAUUUAACAAAACACUAUCAAUAUUUUUGCUAGUUAGUCAUCGUUGCGUCUCAGCAAGGCAUGAUGGGUGUUGUAGUUCUCUGGUGGAGACUACAAAACCUGUAUGAUUGGCAGCCUUCCAUUGGUGUGUUCUUCAUGCUCCCUCAGAGGGCUUAUGUGACCCUCUAAGCUCCAACACUGUAUUUUUUUUUUAUCUAAUUGGUUUUAUUUACCUCUGCUAACCUUUUUCUGUGGUAUUUGACAGAAUUGCCUUUAAGGACAUUCGGGUUCAGUUUCCUUUUUGCCAGCGGUAAACCUAAACUAUUAUAGCUGAAAGGCAAAGCUGGUGAGGUAAAGACCUGAGGCCAACACAGGAUGGUUUUAAAGAGCCUACAGACCUUUGUAAAAAUGCCAGUGAUUUGUGAUGUAAAAAGAUAUAGAAGAUGUUUUUCCACUUUUAAUGAAACCAAUAAAUCUUUACCUUUGAUCUUUUCCUGACAUGAAAUGCUGUCGAUUUCUUGGGAAGACAAUACAGUAAGAUUACCGACACGAUAUCAAGGAAAUUUUAGAAAGCAAGUCUAUUAUUGAUAUGACGCGAUAUUUCAUACCAAUCUAAUAUUUUACAUCUAUAAAUGUCAUAAAAAAUGUAUUGAGUAAACACAAUAAAAGUGGGUCAUUCUAACAUAAUGCGGCUAAAACUCACUUACUCUAUUCUAAGAUGACAAUAUUGAUGAUUAUUUGUUUUUGCAUCAGUGCAAUUAGUUUAUCAUUACAUCUAUAUGGAGGAAUGUAUUCUUAAUUACAAUCUGAUUCCAUCCAUUUUCUGGAGAGAACCCAUGCAUGCUCAGGGAUGCAAAUGAUCCCAACAACAUGCAAACUCCAUGCAGGAAGAGCCAGGCUGGGAAUUGAACUCUGAUCUUCUUGCUGCAGGGCUGUAGUGCUGCAGCAAGAAGAUCAAAAUAACAGAAAAUAUGUGGUUCUAAUAUGCUAAGCUACUCUGUUAAAGCAGCUUUUUUAUUUGAUGGCAGAGUUCAAUUUUUGUGUGUAGGAGUUGGCCAUCAUGUUACAUCUAUAUCUGGCAAUCUCUUCCCCAUUCGUCUUUGCAAAAUGCUCCAUACCCUUCCAAUUAUGAGGUUCACCUCUGUGUUUCUCGCACUUUUUUUAUGUAAAGCUCCUGGUGCUCUAGCAGCAGUUUGCGUUUGUAUGAGAUUGUGACACAAAAGGUUAGGAAAAGCUUUGUAGAAGCUGUAUUACUUUAAUUAUUUUUACUUUAUACCCUAAAAUAUCGAUAUUUUAUUCUUCUGUAUCACUUAAAGGUCACAUUAAAGGUGGAGAAUGUUUUUACAUCACAAUAACCUGCCAUUCAGCUAAAGGUGUGGUAACUUUUUCAAUCCAUUGUAAAUGUCAACACUUGAAUUAGUCAUGCUCCUUAAGUGAAGGUGUAUCACAUUCAAAAUAUCAUAUUAUGUCUUCAGUCAUAAAUGUGCAUCAGAGAUUUAAAACAGACUGUUUUAUUUAAGGCUUUAUAAAAUUCCUCAAAGUAGGUACAAACUUUAAGAGUUAAACACCUUAGAGUUUGCAGAAAACAUGUUAUACACACAAGAAUUAAUAAAACUCUGAAUUAAUAGCCUUUCUUUGCACCAACAACUCCAUAAAACCUGUAGGCUCUGAUACAACUAUUUGUCUUUUAUUGCGUUUGGAUCAGCUAUUACAAAGCAGGAGUACCAAAUAGAUAGGAGCAUAGGUUUAAACAUAUGAUUGGAUCCAUCAGCUACUUAAGACAAAAGCAGGGAAAUGUUGGAUUAAAAUAUCUGAGAGGCACCCAUUUUGCAUGCUAACAACAGAUAUUCAUAGAGAAUAUAAUAUAACCAUAUAUUUAAGCAAAAAAAAAAAAGUUUUUAUUCUACAAAAAUCUUUUUUGUAGAUCCUUUACUGUUGAGGCAACGUGAGUGACACGUUAGAAAGAAUCCAGGAAAAAUUUAAAUGGUGCUGUUUUUGAUGUUCUUCUCAGAGUUUAGCUGUUUUAAAAGACGUUCUCACUGUUGAAUGAUGACAGAGAAAUAUGUUUGGAACAAACAUGUUUGUCUAAAACUGGAUUUAAUCUUUCUCAGCUGGUACUGGUCCGGUUUGGGGCCCCAACAUUUAAUAAAGAUGAGAUGUUUGCAAGAUGAAGCCAUUAAUGAAAACUGGGAUAUGUUUUUAUUUUUUUUUUUUCCUUUCGUUCAUCCAAAUAAUUUUCUUUCAAGGAUCAGUUCAGGGACAAGAGGCUGAUAUUUUAUAAUUUAUUGGGUUUCAUGUGGAGAGUGUUUUGAAAGUGACUGUUUUAGAAAGCUUUACAUUUGCAUGAAUUUAUAGAGUAGCAUGUUGAGGGGAAAACUUUUUUUUCACCCAAGUUUCAUAAAUUAAAACCCUUUGCUUUUUAUACAUUUAUUAUGAUUAAUAUUAUUGCUAUUAUCACGGAUAGUAGGAGUUAACUAUUCAGCUUUUAAGCUGAAUGUUGAUUUCUGUACAUCCACAACGAGUAUUCCUGUUUAUAAAUUGUAAUGUGGUGUGUGGUUUGUUUUUUGCUGAUAAUAAAAAUAAGAAAUGCAAACUCCCUAUGCAUUGUUUGAAAAA
Messenger RNA from Cyprinodon tularosa, 3893 nucleotides. It is a transcript of the gene ppp1r14c, whose product is annotated as protein phosphatase 1, regulatory (inhibitor) subunit 14C. NCBI's taxonomy places the organism in Eukaryota, Metazoa, Chordata, Actinopteri, Cyprinodontiformes, Cyprinodontidae. The record is from RefSeq and is a predicted model, not a curated record. Gene Ontology annotation, biological process: regulation of phosphorylation. The transcript has 4 exons. Gene Ontology annotation, molecular function: protein serine/threonine phosphatase inhibitor activity. The coding region runs from base 106 to 531 and encodes 141 amino acids. Gene Ontology annotation, cellular component: cytoplasm.